CACCAUCACAAAGUGCGCGUCUGUCCACUUAUCAAGACAAAAGCCAUACAGCAGUUUCCUCCCUGUCUCUCCCUCCUUCUCCGAACUGCAAAAUCUCUAUUUAAGAGCAUCAAAUAACCUCCCUGUUUCUUAUCCACAUACUUUUGUCUGAACUUUUUGUUCGCGGUAUUGUUGUAAGCAUCAAAUGCUCUCCGUUUCCUACCAAAACAAUCUCUUCUCCAAGUACAGCAAAAUCCCUUUUGAGAGAACCCGUGUUUAGUUUUCAAGAAAGAAAGAAAAAGAAGAGCAAAUUUAGGGUUGUAUAAUUUGAGGUUGCUGUCAAACAAAUCAAACCUUCACCAGAAAUCUGGUAUUGAGUCUCUUGUGUGGCAUAAACAUGAGGUGCUUUUCUUUCUAUCUCACAAACUUAACAAAUCUCCUCAACUUUCUUUUCCCAUUUCUUAUUAAAAUCCCAUCAAAGUGUUUGCCUGUGCAAAUUGAGAAUAUGGUCGCUUUGGUUUCUCGUACUGGCAGACAUCUUCAACGUUAUGAGAAAGGCUAUCGCCUUGUUGUAGGGUGCAUUCCAUAUAGAUACAAGAAAUCACAGGAACCAACUUCAGUUGAAGAUUUAGAAGUCCUUGUCAUUAGUGCGCAAAAUGGUCAAGGAAUGUUGUUCCCAAAGGUACUAAUACUAUGUUGCUUACACCAACAGGCUCGUUAUCAUCAUUUGGUUUUUAAGAUUACUGUGUUUAGUCAUUUCUUUAUUUUCUUAACUAAUAGUCUGCUCUAUAUUGAACAGGGAGGAUGGGAAAAUGAUGAAUGUAUGGAAGAGGCAGCGAAGCGAGAGACGGAGGAGGAAGCAGGAGUUAUUGGUGUUGUUCAGGAUAAAUUAGGCCCAUGGCAUUACAAGAGCAAAAGGAGUUGCAUAAUGCAUGAGAGCUACAUGUUUCCUCUGCUUGUUAAAAAAGAAUUAGACUGUUGGCCGGAGAAAAAUAUCCGAAAACGAAGAUGGGUUUCUAUUAAUGAAGCUAGAGAAGUUUGCCAUAAUUGGUGGAUGCGAGAAGCUUUAGAAGAAUUAUUUAGGCAACAAAGUCGAAAUCUCCAAGCACAAAGUUAGGAAACCUGGAACAAAUGCAGCAACUGCUUGUAAAUUGAACAUUUGUCAACGGCCAUAGGGUUUUCAACCUAGAAUAGGUUACUGAGCAUCUUGUAGAUGAAGUGCAAAUGGUGGUCGUCUUUAUUAGUUGGUGUACAAAUUUUGAUUCAUUGAUUCUUUCAAGCAAUAAGCUCGAUUCUUUACCA
Populus trichocarpa (black cottonwood) is the source of this 1281-nucleotide messenger RNA. RefSeq names its product nudix hydrolase 4. The record is from RefSeq and is a predicted model, not a curated record. Gene Ontology annotation, molecular function: pyrophosphatase activity. Gene Ontology annotation, cellular component: nucleus; cytoplasm. The coding region runs from base 377 to 1096 and encodes 239 amino acids. Lineage: Eukaryota; Viridiplantae; Streptophyta; Magnoliopsida; Malpighiales; Salicaceae. The transcript has 4 exons.